Messenger RNA from Acanthoscelides obtectus, 1515 nucleotides. The record is from the annotation of a GenBank genome assembly. Lineage: Eukaryota; Metazoa; Arthropoda; Insecta; Coleoptera; Chrysomelidae.
ACAUCUUGUAGAAAAACCUACAUAAUGUUACCAAAAAACAAUAGUAUGUAAAAAAAUGUCAUAAUGCCACUUUUCAAGAUGCGUAAUACCCGUGCGGGACGCCCCUUUUUUAUUCAUAGAAUUGGAUGCUGUAAAUAUACAAUUUUAAUGAUUUUCCGCAAUCAAGGACAUUUUGUUUAGAGCUUGAAACUUCUUGUUAAUUAUGACACAGAUAGUUGCCCUGAGUUUGAUGAAUUGAAAGAAACAAGAUAGCGUACACCCCGGACAAUUAACGUAUGAGACGCCACUGGAAACAAGCGCCUUGACAUUCGUGUUUUGACAUUUGCAUGGGCCAAUCAACGACCGCCGUUUCCUUCACAUCUUUCCGCGCUUCGAAGGUGGCUUCUUUUCGUCCAUCUCAAAGCCCGGCCUUGUAAAUUCACGUGUAAUAUCUGUGAUUAUCUACUAACAUCCAGUGUAAAAAAUGGCUGAUGAAUACUUUUUUGCAAUCACCCUCAAAGGCAAAAGUAACGAGUCGUACGUUUUCGACCCAGAAGCUCCAGAGGAUUGCCAAGGAGGCCAUAAACUAGUAAUAAAACAGGCUCUGCUAGGCCCCGAAGCUGCCGAAGAUGAGGUGAAUGUGAUCCAGGUUGAAGCAAUGACAUGGAAAGACUCAGUAAAGAUUCCAAUUGCUACCUUAAAAGCAGGUGGUCCAACUAACCAAGUAUUACUAGACCUUUCAUUUCCUGACCCUCCAGUAACUUUCUCUCUAGUGAAGGGCAGUGGACCAGUACACAUUGUUGGCCUCCAUCUGGUAGGUAGCCCCAUAUUUGAAGAGGAAAUGGAUGAUAUGGAAGAAGAGAUGCCAGAUGAUGAGGAGGGAGAUGAUGGAGAUGAGGAGUAUGAUGGUAGAAAAAGAAAAAUUUCCAAUGGAACUAAUAAGGUGUGAACCCAAGACAAAAUUGUAUCAUUUUAUGCAAGGUGAAUUGUGGCAAUAAUUGUAAUCCCACUUCGAUUUGCUUAUUCCUUUUUAUAUCAUCUUGAAUAGAUUUAGGCUUCAACUAAUAAAAAAUUGGGAACUUCAAAUAUUCAUGUAUCACCUUGUAUAAAGUUGGUAAGUUUCCAGACAUGUGAAUGGCAGGAAUUUCAUAUUUGGUAGAUUAAACAUUAACAUUGUAGAGGAUAAUUAAGCUUGAGGUAUGACAAUUUAGUAGUUCUGUGCACAUUUGCUGUACAAAUUCCUGUUACAUACAGUAGCAAACAUACAACAUUAUUCUGAACUAUUUGAUAUACAUAAACUAAAAUUGUGAAGGAACAGAUGAUAUAAGUAUUAGUCUACCUUUGGCUCGCCUACUAAUACAAGGUUUAUCUUGUCAGUAUUCAAAUUCUCUGAAAAUAAAAACACCCGUUUUUUUUAAAUACCAGUUUUUGUAAGGACAAAAGAAUGGAAACAUUUCAGUUUUGCAGUAUUUAUUUGUUCUGGGAUACUCUUAUAUUGCAUUCGGUAAAUAUAGGGUGUUUCAGAACUAUGGGAUC